AUGGAAUUCAUCUCAAUGCUCACCAAGGAUGAAAAUCCACUAUCAAUUGCGAUUUUCACUUUGACAUGUAAAAUCCUCAUUUGGAUUGCUAGACUUCAAGAUUUGUAUUUAUGUUUUCGCUUCUUGUUUCAAUCAUAUUCUCAAUCCCUCAUUAGUACAUUUGAGGGCUGCUGGAGUAGUUUUGCCGGAAAGAGGAGAAAUGUGGAUGAGGCCGGUGUAGCCUCAUUCUUGAAACCAUGCAUCAAUGAAGACGUCAAAAACGAGGUAUUGAUCAAGGAAGAUAUUGAAAUAGUGAUGGAAAAGCUGGGAAUUUCUUGGGACUCAAGUGCAAAUGAGUUUGAAGGAAGAUUAGGCUUAGGUGAAAUUUCAACUUUGUUUGAAGAAACUGAACCUAGUCUAGAAGAAGUGAAGGAAGCUUUUGACGUGUUUGAUGUUAACAAAGAUGGCUACAUAGAUGCAGAAGACUUGGACAAAACUUUGUGCGCGUUAGGUUACACAGAAUUUUCAGAAUUGGAAUGCCAAAGGAUGAUUAUUGGGUUCAGCAACAAUGAAGAUAAACGAAUUGAUUUGAGACAAUUCGUGAAGGUUAUUGAACUCAGCUUUUGCUAA
Molecule: messenger RNA, 609 nt
Organism: Coffea arabica (coffee)
Lineage: Eukaryota; Viridiplantae; Streptophyta; Magnoliopsida; Gentianales; Rubiaceae
Product: probable calcium-binding protein CML46
Molecular function (GO): calcium ion binding
Source: RefSeq, a predicted model, not a curated record